GACGCUUACUGGGAAUACGACAUCGUCGUUGAAGCAAUUACGUUUGAGGAAGGUCAUGACGAAUUAAUAGAAAGCUCAGAAAAGAAAACAUUUCGAACUGCAGAGGCCGUUCCUGGACCAGUGGCGCAGUUCGAUGUUACACCGGAAGAGAACGUGUUGAAGGAACGGAACUUUCAUAUUGACUGGAAAAUGCCUGCUGAGCGGGAAUUAAACGGCGUCCUUACAGGAUUUGUAAUUCACUAUCAAAGUGAAAAGAUUGAGGUACAUGUUGAUCCAAACACAACAAGCAAGACGGUAUACUACAAUGUAAUUGGUAGCUACAAUGUGUCGAUACAAGCUAGUACAAGUGUAGGCUCCGGUGCAGCUGUCCAUAAAGAGAUUACUGUGAACCCUGGAGCUCCGAUAAAAGUUGACGAAAGCAAGGAACUAUUGAUGCAAAUUGCAUCGAUGUCUGUUGACAAUAACAAGAAGCAGAUAACAGUAAUUCUUCCACUCGCACAGUUUCUCUGCAAUAGCAGUAACGGACCAUCAACCAAGUGGGGCAUUGUAGUUGCAGAAGCAGAUGAGGCAGCUACAGAUACAGCGUUUGCUGGUUCAAGAGACGACUUUCAAAAGAAGAUCGAUGACGAAUACAAGAACUGGUUUCAAGUAUACGGCUUAAACAGUAUUCCGCCAUAUAUUGUCACAAAGCCGAAUUGGAAGCCAUCUUGCACAAACGGUAGCUAA
Molecule: messenger RNA, 726 nt
Organism: Mya arenaria
Lineage: Eukaryota; Metazoa; Mollusca; Bivalvia; Myida; Myidae
Exons: 6
Coding region: 190-726 (178 amino acids)
Source: RefSeq, a predicted model, not a curated record